This is a messenger RNA of Hydra vulgaris (swiftwater hydra), 2072 nucleotides long. RefSeq lists its product as uncharacterized. The record is from RefSeq and is a predicted model, not a curated record. Lineage: Eukaryota; Metazoa; Cnidaria; Hydrozoa; Anthoathecata; Hydridae.
UUUUUAUUAGCAUAUACACAUAUACAGUAUUAAAAUGACUGCAAGUGCAAUGUUACCUGCUAUGGAUAUAAAUCAUCCAAAUCCAGACCACGAAUCACAAUAUUAUCUUGCUAAAACACGUUUUCCAACAGAUGAAAGUAAUGAUCCUUUCGAACUUUUCAUUUGUCCCUAUGAUCCUUAUCACAAGAUUACUUCAAAAAACUGGCGAAAUCAUCUCAUGCGAUGUGCAAAGAACUAUGGUGGGAAGUUCAAAGCAUGUACAUAUAAUGCAAGUCAUAAAAUUCCUGAGCCAGAGUAUGAUUGGCACAUACGAAUUUGCAAUGAUAGAUUCUUAAUAGCAAAAGAUGUGAACAAAUACAAUGAAUGGAAAAUGGCUACUGCAGUUGAUCACCACGCAGAUCGGCAUGUUGUAAGUGAAGACAACUGGGAUGAUGAAAUCGAUGAGAGUCAACCAUCUUUUGAUCUGAAUCCAAAUAAAGGUAUGCCGAUGUGUCUUCUGCCUACCAAUCAGGAAGAUGUUUUAUAUGAGAAGCCUUACAUACAAGAAACUUUUGAGUAUAGUGGUUCAGAAAAUGGUGAUAUUUCAAAAUCAGUUUUAACAGAACAACUAUUACCUGAAAAACCAGCUGGCUGGAAUGACUGGUCGAAAUCUCAAAAGAAAAACUACAAAAGAAAAUAUGAAAGACAGAGGCAAAGAAUGAUGGAUGAAAAUCUAACAGAAAAUGAUUUUGCACGGGUAACUGAUCCAACAAAAUGGACUGAGAAAGAGCGUGAAGACAAACUCAAUGCUAUAAAAGCUGCUUACCCAUUGGCCAGUGAAAAAAUGUUAGCGGAACGUGUUGACUAUACUAGUCUUUUACAAAUUGUGUGUCAAAAAGUAAAAUGGAAUUUACCAGAAUACAAAGAGUGUACUUCUAGUCUUGGAGGCUUUGGUUACCAAUGCCGUGUGGGUUUAAAAUGGUACGAGAGUAAAGAAUUCAACUCAACUAAAAAAGAUGCCAAACACAACGCAGCUAAAUGGGCUCUUCUUGAGCUUGAUAUACCGGCUUUGGACGGAUCAAAAUCUGGCUGUGGAGCACGCACUUUGAGUAAAGCUGAUGUAGAUACUCUGAGAGAGCAUGAUGAAGCUGGGAGGUUGAUGCAAGCUGGUGCUUACCCUAUCAUGAAAAACUUUAUUUCGACUAGUCAAACACCAGUUCUAAAGCAAGAACCUCAAAUUCAGCAAAAGUUAGUCUCUUCUCAGCCUCACCAAGUAGAAAAGAAUCUUCCAAAAUUGCAACAAUUUAAGGAAGAAAAUAUAAGACCUCAGCAAAAAGCUUGGAGUGGAUGGAAUAGCCCAGCACAAAGUUCUCAACAUAAUUCAGUGCAAAGUCAAUCUGCAUCCAAUUUGAAUCAAUCAAUGAAUUUACUUAAAUUAAACCAAGAUGUUUCUGUUAAAGAUAAGGAAUUCCCAUCUUUGGAUGGCGGCGAAGAUUCUUGGAAAACAGUGCAGAAAAAACCAGUUGGCGGUUUGUCUGUUGGUCGAGGAAAAUUGCAUGGUCGUGGUCGCGGCACUACUUUGAAACUAUCCUAAUGUUAGUUGGAUUACCAAUCCACGUCAAUUUCUAAAAGUGUUAUUAGCGCUACACUUCAACUUCGAUUAGAUGAAAAAAUCAAACAACAACUUUACUUGGGUUUCGAUAAUGUAAAAAUAAAUACAUUUAGAAUGGUUCAGUUACAUUAAACUUUAAACAAUGUUGAGGAUGACAUUAUAACAACAAUUUAAUAUCGGGGAGGGGAAUAUUUUGUAUAUUUUACUUAAAACUGAUUUUUAUUUUAGAAUUUAAGUCUUUUUUUAAAAGACAUUUAUAAGAAAUCAUUAUAAUUGCGUUAAUCGUCUAAGCUGAGGUAGCUCUCUGGACCUCAAUGGAAAGAUAUGGAAAGAGUAUUGUCUUCCAAAUUGGGAAAUAGUUGCAACUCUAGAUAUGUUUUAAUGGUUCUAAAGAAAAUUUGUAACGCUUUUUUUAUUUAACUUAUGAAAGUUAUUUUUGAAACAUUGUUAAAAGCAUAAAUUUUGAUAUUUUAUAAAAAUA